Messenger RNA from Schistosoma bovis, 6276 nucleotides. NCBI's taxonomy places the organism in Eukaryota, Metazoa, Platyhelminthes, Trematoda, Strigeidida, Schistosomatidae. The record is from the annotation of a GenBank genome assembly.
ACUCAAGCUAUAUCUAAGGCUCUAUUAAUACUGGCUGCUAUUUUCGAAGAUAACUUAAAAUGCACUUCUUUGACCUUCAUUGAUAAAAAGAAACUGGUGGUCUUUUAAACAUAGUGACCUGUUUAAGAAAGUUUGUGCGUUAACCGUAUGUUAAACUCAGAAAACCGGUCUAAAGAUCAUAUUUCACAAUAGCACAAAACAUGAUAAUACCAUUUUUCUAUUGAGUGGAGGAAUAAAUAGAAAAAACAGAUUUCGAUUUUAUUUAUUGGAUGGAAAAAAACUAAGUAUACGUAAAUAUAAACAAAUAUAUUGAGGAGAUAUUUGUCACAGAAAGAGCUGGUGGAAAUAUUUGUACAUAUAUGCACACAUACUUGUAAACAUUUAUCACAUACACAUAUAAAUAUUAUUUGGAGCAUGGAAAUUUGUAAAGGUAAACCAGGUUUUUUAAUCCCGAAUCUCACAUCUGCAUCUGCGAUGGCUGCAGCCUCUGGAGAUGGGAAUGGUUCUAGUAGUGAUGGUGAUUCAGUCCAAAUGACAAUCUCUAAUAACAAUCAUCAUCAUCAUAACAAUAACAACAACAACAACGGUAAUCAUUCAAGCGGGGGAAAUUCUUUAAUUAAUUUGAGUAAAACUGUAUCUAAACAUAAUAUGGAUUCAGAUUUAGGAUCUGUUAAAAUGUAUAUAAACAAAUCAUUAUCUGAUAAUGCUUCUGCUAAAUCGCCACUUUCGUUACAUUUGGAGAAUUCUGGGAUAACACAUGAACAUUUGAUAACUGAAUCAAAUAAUGCGCUACAACAACAUCUUCAUUCUCAUCAUCAUCUUAAUACACAAUUAAAAAGAAGCCCUCCACCGCUUAAUCCUGUCCUUACUCUUCCCUCUGUCACAACUACCAUUUCAAAUGGAUCAUUCUAUUGUAAUUCGAUAAAUACCAGUUCUAAUCAUCAAAUAAGAUCAGGUAAACGUCCAGCGCCUACAACGCCGAAGCGAUUAUCAACAAAUUCUACAGAUUUUCAUUUUGACGAUGACUGUGUCAGUAAUUCCGGUUCUGAUAUGGAUGCUCAUGAGAAUUCGAGUUCCACAGAUGUUGAAGGUGUUUGGUCGAUGGAUAUAGAACAAUGUUUUCAGGAAGCUCUAGCAAUAUAUCCACCAUGUGGACGUAGGAAAAUUAUACUAUCGGAAGAGGGAAAAAUGUAUGGACGAAAUGAAUUAAUUGCUAGAUAUAUAUAUCAACACACUGGAAAGAUUCGAAGCAGAAAACAAGUUUCAAGUCACAUUCAAGUAUUGGCUCGUCGAAAAUCUAAAGAACUUCAAGCUCAAAUUAAGGAUCCUGAUACGAAACAACGAGCUAUUAUGCAUCUAUCAAUGCUCAGUUCCGCACAAAUUGUAUCUGCAGGAGUGCUUGGUUCCAAAACCUUACCGUCUAUCUCAACAUCUGGUGGAUUACCAGUGACAUCAUCUGGAAUUCAUCCAUCAACAGACGAUGAGAAGAUCAAUGAAAUUAAAUUGUCAAAUUCACAUCCUUUGAAUAUGACAAAUAAUCGAAGUGAUAUGCAUAGUUUAAUUGUUGAAGAUAUUGUCACUGAUAGAAGUCCUCAUAUUAAUGAUCUUAUACAUUCUAAUAAUAGAGAAUUAAAGAAUAAAAGUAAUGGUUUAUAUCUUGAAAAUCUACAUAAAUACCCCUCUUCAACAGCUAUCAAUAAUAAUGUUCAAAACAAUUUUACAAUUAGUAAUAAAAAUUUAGUUAAAGGUAAAUCUCAAGAAAACUGUUCAUAUUCUACAGUAAUACAAGAUGAUAAAACGACCCAAUAUAAUCAUAUCAAUUUAAAUCCCUCUAGUCAAGCUGCACUAGCCCAUCUUCUUCCUAUAAAUUCAUCUUUACCACCGUAUUCAUUUGAUAUAAGACAACAAGGAAAUAUGGUGAAUAAUGAUAGUUCACAGUUAUCUUAUCCAUAUGAGGCAUUUUUAGCCUUGAGAUCUCAACAACAGUCAAAUUUAUUCAGUCGAAAUUCGGAUACAUUAGAUUUACAUAACAAACUUCUUGGACCUGUCGAUAGUAAACAGCAACACGAAAUCGAUUCAAAACAACUAAAUUUUCCCUUGGCGUUAGAUAACCUUAUGACAAUCACUUCAAAUAAUCAUCGAAAUCAGUCGUCUUCUCCAUCAACUUCAUCUUUAGUAAAUAAUGGUAAUCGUUUACAGUCCACAUUACCAAUAAAUAAUUCCUCUGUUAUAUUACCAAAUUUACAACCUGAUGGACUAGUUCUUGUCAAAACAUCAGUUGGUCAGUUAUUAUACUGUCCAUCUAAUCACUAUAACAAUAAUAAUGAUAAUAAUAACGCGAUUCCUCAAAAAAUACAUAAUAGUACUACCACUCUCAACAAUAAUAUUGAUUCUUCCAUAUCCUCCUCAAAUUGCUCGUCAAUCUCUUCAUUAUCCUCAGUACCGAGUUUUACAUCAACUCUUUCAGUGCCUAAUUCACUAGGCUCUUCAAUGACAUCAACCACACCAUCAGCAUCAGCAUCCGUAGCAAUGGUAGCUGCACAUGUUGCUUCAGUUGCAACCUAUGAACAACAAUGUACAUCAAUAACAUCUGUUUUAUGGCCGACAAAUUCUUUACUGUCAUCAUCACCAUCAUCAUCUCAUCAUGCAUCUGUACUGUCAGCUAAAUCAAAUAUAAAUACAUUUCCUUCGACAGUUGCACCUAAACAAAAUCCAGUUUUAAUAGAACAAUUAAAUGUUAAUCAUGCUCACCGUAAUAACAAUAACAAUUAUAGUGAUUUAAUUGCAAAUGCAUUAGCAAGUACUAAUAAACAACUAAGUGACGAUGGAACAAUGAAUUUCUUACGAGAAAUUUCUUAUUCUUCAAUGAAUCCUUCAAGGGAUAGCGAUGAUUCUAUUUCAGAUUCCCCGAAAUAUUCUAGAAAAAUGAUUGUAGAGAGUGCAGAAAAAAAUAUAUCACUGUCAAAUGUAAAUGUUUCUACUAUGGUUACUAAUACAACACCAGAGGAUUUAAAAAAUAUCAACAUACCCAAAUGGAUGGGACGAUCAGUUACAGCACCUAAAAUGAGAUUGGUUGAAUUAAGUGCCUACAUGAUAAGUUCAACGUCGAAAUCCCAGUCCAAUGGAACUCAUACACAUGAUUUUCAUUUAACUACAACCCCAAAAUCGACGACGGUUGUACACAAUUUUGUUCACAUUGGACCCAUUUUAAACGAGCAAUUAUACACUGACCCAAAUUUGGAGCAAGUGGAUGCAAGCCAAAUCUGGGAUAAAUUUCCUGAAGACAGCCUAAAAGAACUUAUGGAACAUGGACCUAUGAAUACAUUCUUUUUGGUUAAAUUCUGGGCUGAUGUUAAUGUGAUGGUUGAACCAGAUGCCACAUUCGCUGUGUCAGCUAUUUUCGAGGGUACGGAAGACGUUCCAAUUAACUUAUCAACUAAAGUUUGCUCAUUUGGCAAAGAAGUAUUAGAAAAAAUAGAGGAUGAACAACCUAGACCCGAAAAUGGACGUUUUGUAUAUCGGUUUUUACGUAGUCCUAUGUGUGAUUAUAUGAAGAAAUUUAUUGGGAAGCUAUUACAAUUGCCUCAGCGAGAAUUAAUGAAUUCCGUUUUGGAGAACUUCACAAUCUUGCACGUCCUGACAAAUAAAUUAACAAAUGAAGUAUUAUUGUGUAUUGCAUAUGUAUUGGAAGUUGCACAAGAGGGUUGUAGGGCACAACAUCACAUAUAUCGAUUGACACGUUAUGGCUAAUUUCAAUGUACUAAACAGUGAUAAAACAGAAAAUCAGAAACGUGUAAAUUACUGGUUCAUUUUAUUAUUCAAAUUUUAUUUCAGUGAAUAAAUGGUGAAGAAGAAUUUUAGGUAUUUAAAAUUAUGUUGAAUUAUUGUCGACAGUAUUAAUAAUUUAUUUAUCAGAAAGUCUUUACUUUGGUAUGUAUGCAUAGUCUUCUCCUAGGGACUUCUUUAACUGUCUAUAUGUAAACUAUGCGAAUUCUCUAAAAAUAUCCUAACAUUAGCUAUUCCCUUACAUAUUAUGAAAUUAUUCUUGUCUGUUGUGGGCCUUUUGUGUCGUAUAUAAACUGAGUUUUUCUAUCCAUGAGUAAUGAGUUUGUUUCACCUACAUACCCUCGUGUGCAGUCGUUUUGUACAGACAUUGUACUGUCUUUUAUUGUCUUCGAUCGAUCCGGUGACGCUGUGCAAAUGAGUUUUACUUUAGAUUUAAAUGUGUGUAUGAUUCGGUACAUACAUAAGUGUGUGAAUUAGAAGAUCGGGAAAGAAUAUGCUGUAUACAUUUUAUUGAAUGUUACUUUGAAUAUUUUCUCUAGAUCUUAUAUGAAUACUCACUGAUCUAGAUUUCAGCACGAUUUUGUAGGCGAUUUCUUCCAGUUAUCGAUCCAACCUUACUUUGAAACCAAUAAUCGUGGUUUGUCAAGUGAACGUCAAACAUAAACAAAGUUUGUAUGGAAAAAAUUGCUUUUUAGCUUCUCUCUACAUUAUUUUACUUGGUGUAUAAUUCAAUAUACAUAAACACUAGUGUUGUAAACCUUUUAUGCCUAGACUAAUGUAUUUCAAAAAAAUAAUAAUUUAUCCGCUAACUUGUGCAACAAGUAUAAAUAUUUUGUGUCUGGAUUUCUAAUGAUAAUCUUUUAUUUCUUUCUUUUGUUUCACCUUCUACUUAUCUGUAUUUGUUUUAAAAUGUAAAAGAGAUUUCCUAAUAAUUGACGAAAAAUAUUUAGUCACGUAAAAUUGGUGUUUGCAAGGAUUGUUAAUGACAGCGUUGAUAAUGGCUAUUAAUUACACAGUUAUUACAUUCAAUGUUAUAAGUAGUUCGAACAAAAUGAACACUUUCGAUACUUCGGAAUAAUUAUACAAUGAUUUAUGUGGUAUGAAUAAGUAUAUGAUCUUGUUACAAUGAGGAAUAUUGUGUUUUUAUCAUAUAUAUAUUGUUAUGAAGUCAAAUCUUAUCGGUAUUUUCCAGCUACCUUGGUGAUUAUUUCUUGAAUUAUUGUUUGACUUUAUGCCUGCACACGAAAUACAAAGUGAUUCACAAUGAUUAUGUAUUUUACUCUGAUGUGAUGACAAUUAUGAUGUCAAUAGUGUAUUUUUUUCUUGCAAAACAGAAUAAUUAUUACUAUUAUCCAUUUGUGUAUUGUCUUUCCUAAAGUUUCAAACGUCUUUUGAAGUAAAUAGAUCUUUGGUUAUCGAAUAAUAAUUGUACACCAUGACACAUUAACAAUAAUAUUAACAUAUCAAUUAUUCCUAUCCUUGCUCUUUCUAUUAUUCGAUCAGUAUUUGUAAAACGCUGCCAAUAUAGUUAAUAAAACUGUUUCACUCCGCAAAACUCAAUAAUAAUAAACUCUUGUCUUCAAUUAAUUAAAAGCUACACUAUGUAUGUAUCGGCUGAUUUAUAUGAAUACUCUUAUUACUCUUUGUAUUCCUUAUUAAUAAAAACAAUAUUAUUACUGUUGAAUAUUUAGUUACUUGCAUGUAUAUUUUUACUAUUAUUCCUCUUCAUGGUAUGCCUGUUUUGUGCUUAUUUAUAUGAAAAUGAUUAGAUGUUUAUGUAUAUUUAUGUAUGUAUAAAAAACGGUGUUUUAUUCUAACACAGAAGAUAGAGAUGGAUGCAUUUCUUGACUAAAUGUAUUCCAUUCUGCUUUGAUAUUGUUUUCUUUUUCUGCACUAAUCUCUGUGUAAACCCAGUGUUCAGCGUAAACUCUCUUUUAUUAGUUGUUCCCUUCUUUUCUUUCCACCCUUUCAUUCUAGUAUAUUUUGAAUGUAACAAAAAAAAAUUAUGAGAAGAAAAAUCUAGAAUGAGAAUGAUAAAUUUUCUACCAGUUUUUUUUUCAUUUUUUAACACAAUAAUCGAUUAUAUUACGCAAGUGCACACGUAUACGCAUAAAUUUAAUGUACAUAUUAAUUAUCACUGUUAAUAUUAUGUUUGGCUCUUUUUUUUAGUUUAUUUUGCUUUUCUCUCUGACAAACUGACACGAUUUCUUCCUUUUUUUAUUCAGUUCUCUUCUGUCCUUUUAUCUAAAAUGUAAUGUGUAUGUGUGUGUUAUAAAGUUCACUGGAAACAAAAUCAUACAAAUACAUUAGAUAUAACAAAUAAGAUAAAGAUAACCUUAAUGUUAUAAAGUCAUCAGGCUGUUAGGUAAAAAAAAAAGAAGAAUAUUCAUCUUUUAUUUCCAAAUAUGUUUCUUUAUUUUUCUGUUGUAUGCGUAUGUGCAAACGUAUAUUUCAUGAAGUACUGAAAGUCAAAAUAUAACAUUUUAUCUG